UCAUGAUAAGACCGCCAAGAGAGCAAGAUGGCGAUAAAGGGAGUCCAUAUCAAAGUCAAACAUUCGUUGGGAGAAUAGGGAGGGGGGGUCAUAAAAAGCAAAUAUUGAAGACAAAUUAUUUAAGAUAUCAAAAUAACAAUCUAAAAAUUAGAAUCUUAUUGCUUUAUCUACCAAAUUCAAUCGAAAAUAUAAGAGCAGCUUCCCCAAAUCAGCCGAUGGAAAUGAAUGCUUUCACACACUUGUCAUCUUAGCAAAAAAUCAUAAUUAUUUCCCGCAAUUUCUUUUUUUCUGUCAUUCGUUCCCAAAGCAGAGUCGGACCUAGCUUCUAGAGACUUCUUAGGAGACUACAGUCAACUAAAUUUGAAAUAUUUGCCACAUUUUAUGUGACCUCUCGUCAACACGGACAAAUUUAGAUAUUUGGCCAUUUUUAUUUGCCAUUAAAAACGAGCGUCUUGGUUUUUUAACAAAUGCAUUUGCCGCAUAAAAAUUUGCUCAAUCUGAUUAUGUGCACACGAACACGAGCAUAGCAAAUAAAAUUCACUACAUUACACCUGCUACCGUAAAGCUGCUAAUAGGGCUCCACAUUACCACUCACAAAAGAAAUAAUUAGAUUUUUAAUUACUGCAGGUUAGCAAUCAGUUUGUCCGUUCAGCUGGCAGCAAUGGCGGAAUACAAUGUCUCUUGCUUUUUCUACACAAGAUGGGUCCAGGAAAGCCAAAUAACGCAGACUGAAUUUGCAAUUGUCGGCGUGUUAAACGGACUCACAAUUCUUCCUGCCGUCGUCCUGAAUGCUUUGGUUCUCAUCUCGAUCUGGAGAGCACCAGCGUUUCACAUACCGGCUAUGGUUCUAUUGGGUAAUCUUGCUCUUUCGGAUUUCGCCGUCGGCAUCAUCGCUCAACCUGCGAUUCUCAUAUGGUCGACUUUAGAGUUUUAUGUCAACGAAUGGCCUGAAACUUACUGCCGUAGUGCCGUUGCCUUUGGUCUCACAUCAUCAAUGUUCGGGGGCGUUUCGCUACUUAGUGUAACUUCAAUUGCCAUCGAUCGAUUCCUCGCGUUACAACUCCAUUUACGCUACCAAACCAUCGUAAAUAUGAAGCGAACGGUUUAUAUUUGUGUCGUGAUUUGGGUCAUAUCCUUUUCAGUUCUAGCUAUUUGGUAUUUCAUUGGAAUUACGGCUUAUAACAUCUUGACAAAUUCUUUCAUUUUGGCUUGUGUGGGCAUUGUUUUUUUCAGCUACUUUAGAAUCUACAAAAUUCUUAGAAAGCAUCAGAUUCAAAUUCACGCUCAAGAAAUGAACUUUUCGACGAAUUCCUCCAAUGAUUCAGCAUCAGAAACAACAGAAAGAAGCAUUAACAUCAAACAGUACAAAAAAUCCGUUGUCAACUCUCUCUUGGUUUAUUUCACGUUUGUGAUAUGCUGUACUCCUUGUUUUUGCGCUCUGACAUAUUUCGAGAUCACAAGGGACAGCUAUUUAUCGCCAAAGCUUGUGAAAAUAUCCACCUCGCUUGUCCUGGUAAAUUCUGGAAUAAACCCCGUGAUUUAUUGCUGGAAGAUGAAGGAACUACGUACAGCAGUAAUGCAAACUUUAGAAAGUAUACAGGAUUGGCUUGGACGAAAGAAGAUAAAAACAACUUGCGAAAGAAGAACUAGUUUGACAACCGUGGUGGAAUUUUAAAAAGAAAAACUCUCUUGUAUUUUAUUAUUCGUGGCCUAUUGAUUACAACGUAGGUUUUACUGUACCGUGAUUAAACAAAAAGGAAAUGGCAACCGCGGUGAUCCUUGUUUCUAAAAUUUGUUUAGAUACUAAACAGAUACUAAUCAGAAACUAAUCAGAUACCAAAAAUAAACUAAUAGCAGGGGGUAGGGGGUAAUUGUUGAUAACAAAAA
Messenger RNA from Nematostella vectensis (starlet sea anemone), 1887 nucleotides. RefSeq names its product adenosine receptor A3. Lineage: Eukaryota; Metazoa; Cnidaria; Anthozoa; Actiniaria; Edwardsiidae. The record is from RefSeq and is a predicted model, not a curated record. The transcript has a single exon. Bases 662 to 1675 code for a protein of 337 amino acids. Gene Ontology annotation, biological process: G protein-coupled receptor signaling pathway. Gene Ontology annotation, molecular function: G protein-coupled receptor activity. Gene Ontology annotation, cellular component: membrane.